UGUGCAGAUUGGAAUAUUUGGACUUCUUGGAAGAAUGCAGUAUAGAAGAAUAUAAGAAAAAAGUGGAAGCCUAUCUUACAUCUCUUGAAAUCAUUGCUAAUACUAAAAAAGACAUAAGGAGUGAACAAGCACAAGAGUUGCUUGAUAA
Entrophospora candida is the source of this 148-nucleotide messenger RNA. The record is from the annotation of a GenBank genome assembly. NCBI's taxonomy places the organism in Eukaryota, Fungi, Glomeromycota, Glomeromycetes, Entrophosporales, Entrophosporaceae.